Molecule: messenger RNA, 546 nt
Organism: Leptosia nina
Lineage: Eukaryota; Metazoa; Arthropoda; Insecta; Lepidoptera; Pieridae
Source: the annotation of a GenBank genome assembly
AUGUCUCUUUUGCCAUACUUGUUCGAAGAUUGGCCUUACUCGCAACCCCGUCGCCUCGCCGACCAGCAUUUUGGCCUUGGUUUGGCACCAAGUGAUCUUCUAGCUGCAGCCGCUGGACCACUCCUGACGAGAGAAUACUACAGGCCCUGGCGUCACCUUGCUGCUGCUGCUAGGGAUGUCGGGUCCACCAUCAAGGCAGAUUCCGACAAGUUCCAGAUCAAUUUGGACGUUCAGCACUUCGCGCCAGAGGAAAUAACUGUGAAAACCGCCGACGGGUACGUUGUUGUUGAAGGUAAACACGAAGAGAAGAAGGACGAACACGGUUUCAUCUCUCGUCACUUUGUGAGGAAGUACGCUCUACCUGAUGGAACUUUACCAGAGACGGUCGAUUCGAAACUAUCAUCAGAUGGUGUACUCACGAUAACGGCACCCAGGACUGUUCCAGAAACUAUUAAAGGUGAGAGGAAGGUGCCCAUAGCGCAGACUGGUCCCGUCCGCAAAGAAAUUAAGGAUCAAAGCGAAGGCACAAAUGAUAAACCACAAUAA